This is a messenger RNA of Aspergillus ochraceoroseus IBT 24754, 2707 nucleotides long. RefSeq names its product ATP-binding cassette family ATPase ARB1. Gene Ontology annotation, molecular function: ATP binding; ATP hydrolysis activity. Bases 465 to 2333 code for a protein of 622 amino acids. The record is from RefSeq and is a predicted model, not a curated record. The transcript is spliced from 2 exons. Lineage: Eukaryota; Fungi; Ascomycota; Eurotiomycetes; Eurotiales; Aspergillaceae.
GAAGGGAUUUUUACGGCUUUGAUUUGCUUCGUUUCUCCUUCUCGCAUCUCCAUCUCGACUCUCGAGACCCCAUCCAUCAUCAUCAUCAGCAUCAUCAUCUUCUUGAUCGGUCGCUAUCAGACCCUUCAUCCCAUUGACACUCAGUUUGAAACCUUUCUGACCUUUUUCAUUCAUCCCUGGACCUAGAACAGGUUGUUCUCUCAAUUCCUUGACCCCGCCCUAUCGAUAAGGGUUUUUUUUUUCUUUUUUUUUUUUUUUUCCAACGACCAUUCCAACUUUCUCCCCCCACCCAAGCAAAAAGAAGGCUCUCGUUUCGCCCCCGCUAUUUUUAUUUUCUGAUCCACCUUUCUCUCGUCGAGUUCAUUUUUUCCCACCUACAACUCGCCUUCACGACACACGCUUCAUCUCCCCUUGAUUUUCGACACCUUUGAUACCCCCUCCCUUAGUCUACGUUCACACUCAAAAUGGUGUCCGCUUCUAAAGCUGCUCGCAUGGCCAAGCGUGCCGCCGAUGGCGAUAAGAAGAAGCUCGGCAAGUCCAAGAAGGAUGCCGUCGCCGAGGACUCCCCCGCUGUCGAUUCCGAUGGCACUGCUACUCCUGCUGAGGACCAGCCGGCCACCACCGACGCCAAGAUGAAGGAGGUCGAGAAGCUCACAGCACAGAUGGAUAAGCACGGUCUGUCAGAUCGUGUCACCACCGGUGUGCUCUCCUCCAUGGCCUCUUCUCGCGAUGUCAAGAUCACCUCCACUUCCCUGGUGUUCCACGGCAAAGUCCUUAUCACCGACUCUACACUUGAACUGAACUUCGGUCGUCGUUACGGUCUCCUGGGUGAGAACGGCUGCGGAAAGUCUACCCUGCUCAAGUCUAUCUAUCAACGCGAAUUCCCUAUCCCCGAACAUAUCGAUAUCUAUCUUCUUAACGAAGGUGCCCCUCCCAGCGAGCUUGGUGCCCUCGAGUGGGUUGUCACUGAGGCACAGAACCAGCUGGACCGCAUGGAGAAGCAGGCUGAAGAGAUUCUGGAAAAGGAUGGUCCUGAGAGUCCCAUCCUUGAGGAUUUGUACGACCGUAUGGAUAAAAUGGACCCCUCUACUUUCCACACUCGUGCUUCUCUCAUUCUCACCGGUCUCGGUUUCAACAAGAAGACUAUUGACAAGAAAACCAAGGACAUGUCCGGUGGUUGGCGUAUGCGUGUGGCUCUUGCCAAAGCUCUUUUCGUCAAGCCUUCUCUGCUCCUCCUGGACGACCCUACUGCUCACUUGGACCUGGAGGCGUGCGUGUGGCUUGAAGAGUACCUGAAGAAGUGGGAACGCACCCUGGUUCUGGUCUCCCACUCUCAGGAUUUCUUGAACGGUGUCUGUACCACCAUGAUCGACAUGCGCAUGAAGCAGCUUCUGUACUACGGUGGUAACUACGACUCCUACCACAAGACCCGCGCUGAACAGGAAACCAACCAGAUGAAGGCCUACAACAAGCAGCAGGAAGAAAUUGCCCACAUCAAGAAGUUUAUUGCUUCCGCUGGUACUUACGCCAACUUGGUGCGUCAGGCCAAGUCCCGUCAAAAGAUUCUGGACAAGAUGGAGGCCGAUGGUUUCAUCCAGCCCGUUAUCCCCGACAGAGUCUUCAGCUUCCGCUUUGCCGAUGUGGAGAAGCUACCUCCUCCGGUUCUGUCCUUCGAUGACGUUUCCUUCUCCUACUCUGGAAACUGGGAGGACACCCUCUACGAGCACCUGGACCUUGGUGUCGACAUGGACUCCCGAACCGCCCUCGUCGGUCCCAACGGUGUUGGCAAGUCCACUCUGCUGCGUCUCAUGACCGGAAAGCUCUCUCCCAUUGGUGGUCGUAUCAGCCGUCACACCCACUUGAAGCUCGGCGUGUACAGUCAGCACUCCGCUGAGCAGCUCGAUCUUACUAAGUCUUCCCUGGAGUUUGUCCGUGAUAAGUUCCCCGAGAAGAGUCAGGAUUACCAGUACUGGCGUCAACAGCUCGGCCGUUACGGUCUAUCUGGUGAAUCCCAAACCGCCCUUAUGGGUACCCUGUCGGAAGGUCAGAAGUCCCGUAUCGUCUUCGCCCUGCUCGCUAUUGAGAGCCCCAACAUGAUUCUCCUCGACGAACCGACCAACGGUUUGGAUAUCCCUACCAUUGACAGUUUGGCCGAUGCCAUCAACGCCUUCAGUGGUGGUGUUGUCGUCGUCUCCCACGACUUCCGUCUCCUGGACAAGAUUGCCAAGGACAUCAUGGUGUGCGAGCACAAGACCAUCAGCCGUUGGAAUGGCAGCAUUGGUGAAUACAAGGACCACCUGCGCAAGAAGAUGCUUUCCGCGGGUGCUGUCUAAACCCCUUCGUAUGGAGAUAAAAACAAAAGGGAAUCGGUAGAAAUCAUUUCUUCUUUCUACUUAUGACUGGGCAUGCUAGAGAUGAAGAUGACGAUGCAAAUAAAAAAAAAAAAAAACAACUGGAAGAGGAAAAAGGUUUGACAGGACUCGGGAGUGAUGAACCGUCCCGGGUGAUCCAUAUUCAGGGGAAAUGACUAGCCUGCCUUACCGCGCGGCGUUGUCCCCUUGUGCUUUCUCGCUUCUGGAGAUAUUAUUUGCUUUUUAUUCCUUACUGGGUGCUUUUAGAUGGCAUGUUUCAUACCUCAUCCCCCACUAGACUUGAGCGUUGGAGGGUUGAAUUUGAUCCGGAUAUGUUUUUUUUUUUUUUUUUUUUU